Nymphaea colorata (pocket water lily) is the source of this 633-nucleotide messenger RNA. Its product is annotated as cysteine-rich receptor-like protein kinase 8. NCBI's taxonomy places the organism in Eukaryota, Viridiplantae, Streptophyta, Magnoliopsida, Nymphaeales, Nymphaeaceae. The record is from RefSeq and is a predicted model, not a curated record. The transcript has 3 exons. The coding region runs from base 1 to 633 and encodes 210 amino acids. Gene Ontology annotation, molecular function: ATP binding; protein tyrosine kinase activity. Gene Ontology annotation, biological process: protein phosphorylation.
AUGGGAAUUGCAAGGGGAAUCCUUUAUCUUCACCAAGAUUCUCGACUCAACAUCAUUCACCGGGAUCUCAAGGCUGGCAAAGUGCUGCUAGAUGAGCAACUGAAUUCUAAAAUUUUCGACUUUGGAUUGGCAAGGAUUUUCAGUGGAGUUCACGGGCAAGCAACUACCAGUGUUGUUGUUGGCACAUACGGAUACAUGGCUCCAGAAUAUGCCAUGGGUGGCGUGUUCUCGACCAAAUCUGAUGUCUACAGCUUUGGUAUUUUGUUGCUGGAAAUCAUCAGUAGCCAUCUGAAUGCAAGUUUUAAUGCUACUCAUGAAGCUCGUAGCCUUGUCGGGCAUGCGUGGAGCAUGUGGUGUGAAGAAAAUGGGAAGGGGUUCAUCGAUCCAGUCCUGAAAGGAACAAGUUCAAGUAAAACUGAAACUAUAAGAUGUAUGCAGAUAGGCGUGCUCUGCAUUCAAGAAGAUGCUGCAAGUCGGCCUACCAUGUCAACAGUGGUUCUCAUGCUUGGCAACAACUCUUUGGAUCUUCCCUUGCCCAAGCAACCUGCAUUUGUCCAGGGAAAUGGUGCUGUCGAAUCCUGUCAAGUGCUUUCUUCUGGUGUGGAGUCUGCUACUUUUAACAGUGCGAGGUAA